Molecule: messenger RNA, 522 nt
Organism: Enterospora canceri
Lineage: Eukaryota; Fungi; Microsporidia; Enterocytozoonidae
Source: the annotation of a GenBank genome assembly
AUGCCUAAGGCGUACAACACCGAAAUAAUCAGCGCUGAUAACACGGUGAAAGCGUGCAUAACCAAUGCACAGGUGAGUUUCAAGAAGACGAGGGAGACGUGCAACACUCUCAGGGGGAGGAGUCUCGAGGACGCAAUGGUCUACUUGGCAAACGUAUUGGACCACGCUGAGUGUGUACCGAUGCUCCGAUACAACGGAGGAUGCGGAAACACGAAGCAGGCGCAGAAGUUCAUGAAUGGAGUUCAUCCUGCAACAAAGGGAAGGUGGCCAGCAAAGAGCUGCAACUACGUGCUCAAAGUGCUGAGGAAUCUGAAGAACAACGCCAUGGUGAAGGGAAUUGACCCAAGUCAGCUUGUGAUUCAAAUGGUAUCGAUAAACAAGGCACCAAAAAUAUAUGGACGAUGCUUCAGGGCGCAUGGACGAGUCAACUCGUUCAACAAGUCACCGUGCCACAUUCAGUGCGUGGCUGUGAAGGCAGAAGGAGACAUUGAUGACCAGGAGAUCGUAGAAAUAGUAGAAUAA